CAAGCCGCACAAGAAAAGUUCAGACUUUUACUACUAGUUGAGUGCUACGGUCGCAUCCAGCCAUUCGGUGUACUUUUCGGCGUGACAAAAUAAGUGACAACUGUGUUGAAUCAAGUGUUAAAAAGUGUCAUAUUAGGACGAUUAACUGUGCGCUGUGAAAUUCUGCGUUUGUGCUAAUUUGUGUUUGUUUUUUUGCGUUUGUUAACCAACAAUCCCCUGCAUAUGGUUGCUGAAAAUAUAUCCUACGUGUUUCUCUAGCCUGCCUUAUUUCCCCCCAUCGCCGAAAAGUUUCGAGAAUUUUUCGACAAGCCAUAAACAAGGGUCAGUUAGCCCUUCUAUCGGGCUCUGACCAUAGUUCGAAGCUAGACAUUGGACUGAUAAACUUCAACGGAGAACCACCCUGGUGACACGCGCUAUCGCUGGCUAAACCCCACCGAAAAAGGCUGCCUCUUCGCUUUUAUUGAAAUAUUUGAAACAAGGAUUUGGACACAAGCUUUCGCAUCGCAUUUCGGCUUUUCGCACUUGGUUACACUCUAUUGACACACACUGCAAGAGCGCUCUUAUCAGUUAAAUCAAUCACAUCCCCACUAUCAACAACAUGAAAUUCCUCGCUCAAGACGCCGAACGCAUGACGAUGGUCGAGACCGAACAGGUCAAUGUGCCAGCCAUCGUCGAGGAGCUGACCGGGCAGAUGCCCACCGAGGAGCCAUUCUACGUGAUGAACAUCGAUGACAUCGUCCGCAAGCACCAGAACUGGAUCGAGAAAAUGCCCCGCGUCGUUCCGCACUAUGCCGUCAAGUGCAACGACAAUGAGGUUGUCUGCGCGACGCUGGCUGCCCUGGGAACGGGUUUCGAUUGUGCCUCGAAGGGAGAGAUCGCGAAGAUCCUCGCCCUGGGUGUGAACCCAGAUCGUAUCAUUUUUGCGAACCCAAUGAAGCCGGCAUCGCAUCUGCGUUACGCCAACGCAAACAACGUUAAAUCGAUGACGUUCGACAGUGACAGCGAGCUGCUCAAGAUCAAGAAAAUUUGCCCGGAUGCCCAACUGGUGCUUCGUAUUCGCUGUGAGGCUGAGAAUGCCCGAUGUCCACUGGGGAAGAAGUUUGGCUGCGAUCCAGUGGAGGAAGCUCCACGUCUGAUUAAAAUCGCUCGCGGUCUCGGUCUCGAACUCGUUGGCAUUAGCUUCCACGUUGGAUCAGGUUGUGCGGACUUCCCUAUCUACUACAAGGCAAUCUCGUACGCAAGGGACUUGUUCGAUUACGGCCGAUCGGUGGGCUAUGAGUUCAACCUGUUGGACAUUGGCGGUGGCUUUCUGGGCGAUUCAGGUACUUCUAUCGAUGAAGUAGCGAUGAUCGUCAAUGCUGCCCUGGAUAAAUUCUUCCCGGAUAAAUCGGUUCGCGUUAUUUCCGAGCCUGGUCGGUACUACGUGGCGUCGGCAUUCACACUGGUCUCCAACGUGCAAUCGAAACGUGUUUGCCUGAAUGCCUCAAAUGGUGCCAUCGAUCGCAUGAUGUACUAUCUGAACGAUGGCGUUUACGCCUCGUUCAACUGCAUUCUCUAUGAUCAUCAAAUCCCCAAACCCAAGCUGAUCGGUCAACAGGCGGGUAAGCUAUACGAUAGCACCAUCUGGGGACCAACAUGUGACGCUUUGGAUCAACUCAUCGAAACCAUUCAGCUCCCAGAGCUGGAAGUCGACGAUUGGGUUGUGUUCGAGAACAUGGGUGCCUACACGAUCCCGGUGGCGACUCCCUUCAACGGGUUUCCGCUGCCAAAGAUCUUCUGUUACAUCAGCAAAGGGACACUAGAAAUUCUAAAAAGUGUGUACCCACUCACGGAAGAGAUUCUUUUCGACAAAACCGGCUCCGGACUUGUCAUCACCUACGAGAACCCGGUUUGCGCGUGAGCGCCUCCAUUGAAAUCAACUGAAUGAAUUGAAAUUAUGUCUGCAUUUUACUACUCAAAACAAAAUGUUUUAUUUUUGUCCAAAUGACAACAGAAACAAAGCUAUUGCAUUUCAAAUAUUCCAAUAAACGAAGAGGCAGCCCACUUGACUGCUCUAAUAUUAGGUAAAUAAAGUAUUAAUAUGAUAUAAAUACUCAAA
This is a messenger RNA of Toxorhynchites rutilus septentrionalis, 2098 nucleotides long. RefSeq names its product ornithine decarboxylase 1-like. Gene Ontology annotation, cellular component: cytoplasm. Bases 599 to 1900 code for a protein of 433 amino acids. Lineage: Eukaryota; Metazoa; Arthropoda; Insecta; Diptera; Culicidae. The record is from RefSeq and is a predicted model, not a curated record. The transcript has 4 exons. Gene Ontology annotation, molecular function: ornithine decarboxylase activity.